Messenger RNA from Ipomoea nil (Japanese morning glory), 2753 nucleotides. RefSeq names its product chromatin assembly factor 1 subunit FAS1. NCBI's taxonomy places the organism in Eukaryota, Viridiplantae, Streptophyta, Magnoliopsida, Solanales, Convolvulaceae. Gene Ontology annotation, biological process: nucleosome assembly. Bases 192 to 2702 code for a protein of 836 amino acids. The record is from RefSeq and is a predicted model, not a curated record. Gene Ontology annotation, cellular component: CAF-1 complex; nucleus. The transcript is spliced from 11 exons.
UUUCACUCUUUUUAUUUUUCUUCUAUUUUCACUUCAUAUUCCUCUCGAUUUUCUUCUCAAAGACGUUUCGUCUUGAUUCUUCUUCUAGGGUUUCGAUUUUCCACUAGAAAAUCCGGCAGAUAGUUAUAAUUUUAACCGGAAGGUAUCUUGUUUUGGGUAUCCAUCAGUUGUUGAUCGUCUUCUCUUGACUGAUGGCGGAGCCGAUGAUAGUCGACGUUGUGGAUGUGGCAAGUUCGAAGGGUCUAGAUCCUCAAAAUGACGUCACCGCCAAGAAGACAUUGAAGAGAAAGAGGGCAUCUUCUUCCUUAUGGGAGAGUCCUGAAGAGAAAGAAGCUAAAAUCAAGGCGUUGCGCGAAGAAACGGAGGGUUUGUUCAGGUAUUAUAGGGAGGUGAUGGAGAGCAGAGUGGUUGAAAAUGUGGAAAGUGUUAUGCAUGGCGUCUCGAUGAAUUCAACGAUUGCUUGCUUAAUGGAGGAGAGCAGUCUUCCGCUCUCGAAGUUAGUGGAUGAGAUUUUUGCGAAAAUCAAUGCCCUGCCCGAUGGAGUCAAAAGCAAUGUGGAGAGUAUUAGUAAAGCCGGUGUCAAGAGCGCUGUGAUCUUGGUUGGGCAAAGAUUGUUCUACGGAAUACCUAGCGCUGACGCCGAUGUCUUGGAGGAUGAGUCAGAAACCGCCCUCUGGUGCUGGGAGACAAGGGAUGUUAAAUUGUUGCCAAAGUCUGUGCGUCCUACUCUGAGAAUCCGGCGAACUUGUCGGAAAAAGAUACAUGAGAGGAUUUCUGCGGUAUCAGCAAUGUUAGCUGCUCUAGAUAAACCAGAAAGUCAUGGAAAUUGCAGCAAAGAGCUGAUGAAAGCUUCAGAAAAGCUUUGUAAAGUCUUAACUGAAGCAGAUAUACGUUUAUUAGUAGACAACAUUGAACAAAAAAGCGGUGCUGAAAUGGCUGAGAAGGAGACAAAGAGCGAGAAGUUUUUGAUCAAGCAGUUGGAGAGGAGCAAAAGAGAAGCUGAAAAAGAGAAAAAAAGAGUAGACAAGGAACUUCAAAAGGAAAAGUUACAGAGUGAGAAAGAGCUGAAGCGCUUGCAACAUGAAGCAGAAAAAGAGGAAAAGCGCCGUGAAAGAGAAGAAUCUGAACUAAGAAAACAGUUAAAAAAGCAACAAGAGGAAGCUGAGAAAGAUCAGCGACGCAAGGAGAAAGAAGAAUCUGAGUUGAAAAAACAACUUGCUUUACAAAAACAAGCUUCACUCAUGGAGCGCUUUCUUAAAAAGAAUAAGAGUAGCUCACCUUCUCAGAGUGAUCUUUCUUUGAACAGUACGAUGCCAGAUUUAUCCUCUGACAAGGGGGACAAGAUGCUUGAAUCUGUUACUACAUCAAUGGACUCUAUCCUUUCACACAAUGAUGGAAUAAAUGCUGAAGAUCUAUGGAGAUCACAUUUGAAUUCUUGGCAUGGCUUGGGUCACCUGAUUCGUUCAAAUGGAAAGGUACAUUGGGGCAUUCGUCGUGGGCCUAGAACUAAAGUUGUUAAAGAGCUCAAGCUAACUACAAACAAAGGACUCACUAAUGAUGAUGAGUUAAGUGUAGUGAAGCUUGUUGAUAGAUGGGUUGACUCUAAUACUGAUAGCACAUCCUGCCAUGUGAAUCCAAAAAGUUCGCAGUCUGGCCAGAAGAAAUUACCAAAGAUAAAACUGUUGCAGUUUGAUAAGAGUCAUAGGCCUGCAUUUUAUGGUGUUUGGCCAAAGAAAAGUGAAGUAAUUAGACCAUGUUGCCCUUUCAAGAAGGAUCCGGAGUUGGAUUAUGAGAUAGACAGUGAUGAGGAGUGGGAAGAGGAGGAACCCGGUGAAAGCCUAUCAGAUUGUGAUAAAGAUGAAGUUGAAAGUUUAGAUGAAGAAUGUGCUAGAGGUGAUGAUGAAGAAAGUGAAGAUGGUUUUUUUGUCCCAGAUGGAUAUCUGUCCGAGGAUGAGGGGGUUCAAGUUGACAAAACUGGAUCUGAUGUGGCGGAGACAAAAGUUUCACCAAGCUCGAAGCAGGAAGCUCAGACUGAAGAGUUCAGUGUACUUCGACAGCAGAAGUAUCUCAACAAUUUAACUGAGCAUGCACUUAGAAAAAAUCAGCCCUUGGUUAUAUUGAAUUUUAUGCAUGAAAAAGCUUCAAUAUUGUUGGAUGAAGAUGUCAGUGGUAAUGAUAAAGUUGAGCAACUAUGCAUGCAUGCUUUGAGGAUGUGUUCCUUCCCUGGUCAGCCAUCGAUAGAGAUAUCAUGUUAUCAUAUGGAUGAAGAGGUUCAGGAAGCUGGCCCCUCAAACAGCAAGAUGGUUGCUCCCUCACAAGUUGCAACAACAGUUGCUCUGCAGGAUUCAGAUUUACCUCAAGUUGUAUCUGUUAUCCGGUCAUGCUCGCAUGGCAUAAACAAAGUUGUUGAGUCAUUGCAAAGUAAGUUUCCCCACAUUGCAAAGUCCCAACUACGGAGCAAAGUGCGGGAGAUAUCAGAUUUCUCUGAUAACAGAUGGCAGGUUAAAAAGGAUAUUCUUGUGAAACUCGGGUUAUCAGUGACCCCAGAAAAGGUUAGUAGUGGGAGGACAAAGAGUAUUGCCGCAUUUUUUUCAAAACGGUGCCUGCCACCUUCGACCAAUCCCAAUGAAACUUCCCCACAACCCUGCCAGAAAACCAAUUCUGCUGGACUGCUCCAGGAAAGCGAGAACAAAAUCGAAUGAGCUGCCACUUUUUUUUUUUUUUUUUUUUUUUAUGCUUAUGGACUUCCAAGG